AUGCCGGACGAUCGGGAACAGCGCAUAGAUGAUGCGCUGGCAUCGCUAGUGGAGGCAUUUUUACCUAUUGAAUCCGAUGAGGACGAGGCCAUUGCGGAUGAAAGGCAUGAUGUUGCAUUUGAGAGAGCGAGGUCGACUCUGCGGAGAACGCAAACCAUAGCUCCGUCCGUUUCGUCAGAUGUCAAUGCUGCGAGUGAUUUAAUUAAGCGGAAAUUGAUACGAGACAAUGCUCUGCCGGACAGAGCUUUAAGGUUUUCAACGCUCUAUUCGCGACUUCUGACGCAACCGGUUCUACUACAGAAAUGGGGUAUCCUCUAUUUUCUUCACCAGGUCGCAACGCCAGAAGACCCACCACGGACACCGUUGACGCCCCGAUAUACCCGGAGCUUUGGUGAUGCACGAACACCACGAGAACCCUCUCCAUCACCGGAAAGGGAGACAACGCCACCUCUACCUUCACCGAGGAGGAAGCAGAGUCAACCUGAAGCUGUUCUGAAAGAAGCCUUUUCUCAGUCGGGGUUGCCAAGACUGCCGGCAAGGGACGAAUGGCAGCGAAAGCGCGCGGACGGCGAAAAUGGGCCUGAAGAAGACGGACAAAAGACUUCGAAAACAUCUUUUGCGCCAGAACCCUCGAAAGAGAAAGAUUUAUCAACCCCAGGUCCACCGAGUGAACAGGCAUUACUACGGGACCUGCCUUUCACGCUCCAAGGCCUGUCCUCGACAAAUCUUCAAUUCACAUCACCGACGGUGUUAGCGCUACCGAAUAAUCUUCCGCCCCCAAUAAUUUCGCUCAUCCAUGCUUUGGCUGAGCCUGCACUUCUGUACAAAGAACUUGCUGCUUUUGUUGAGAGCUCUGAGGGCGGCUUAGUUGGUCAGAGUCUCCGCGCUGCAAUGGUGACCGAACUGAGGUCAUACUUGGGACUAGUUGCUACGCUGGAGGGAGAGAUUAGGCGUGCUUUGGCAAUGAUUAAUGAGAAGGAGCCCCGAGGUGGCAUUGGAAAGUCCGGCGUUACCUUGAAACGCUGCGUGAUAUGGACUCGAGAGGCGACUCUCGGCUUACGGCUGAUGAGUUUGAUAGUUGAAGAGUCAAAGGACAAAAAGGGCGGCCAGUUAAUUUCUCUUAUCCAUAGCUUCUCAACGUCCCAUGGGGAUCCGUUUGUUAGUGCGUUUGCAGAACGGCUGCUCACGCAUGUGACGAGACCGUUCUAUGAUAUGCUACGACAGUGGAUCUAUGACGGUGAGCUCUGUGAUCCAUAUCUGGAAUUUUUUGUCUUUGAACAAAACCCCGCCAUGAGCGCAGAUGCGAGCACAGAUACACGGAAAGCCGGCGCGACCAGCGUGUGGGAAGACAAAUAUAAGCUCGAAGAGAAGAUGACACCCAGCAUUAUUACCAUGGACUUUGCGAAGAAAGUGUUCUUAAUUGGAAAAAGCUUGAAUUUCAUCCGCUACGGCUGUGGUGAUUCUAAUUGGGUAGAGAAUUACUCAAAAAGUACCUCCAAGGAGCUACGAUAUGAAGAUACAGCCACACUCGAGGCUUCUAUUGAUGAAGCAUAUAAGACCACUAUGGCCCGCCUUAUUCACCUCAUGGCUGAUAAAUUCAAACUAUUUGAGCAUCUUAAGGCUCUCAAGAAAUACAUUCUUCUCGGCCAAGGCGACUUCAUCGCCUUACUGAUGGAGUCACUCGCCUCCAACCUUGACCGGCCAGGACGCAACCAAUAUCGACAUACAUUAACAGCACAACUGGAGCACGCUAUCCGCGGUUCCAAUGCCCAGUAUGAUUCCGACGACAUCCUACGCCGUCUGGACGCCCGCAUGCUUGAGCUCAGCGUCGGCGACACGGGCUGGGACCUUUUCACCCUGGAAUACAAGAUCGACGCUCCUGUUGACGUUAUCGUUACCCCCUUCGGAUACCGACAAUACCUCAAAGUCUUCAACUUCCUCUGGCGUGUGAAGCGUGUCGAAUUUGCACUCGGAAGCAUAUGGCGCCGCUGUAUGACUGGUGCACGCGGUGUCCUCUCUAGUGUCGAAGACAAAGUCGGCGAAGACUGGAAACGCGCACGAUGCGCUGUUGCGGAGAUGAUCCAUUUCGUAAAUCAACUGCAAUACUACAUUCUUUUCGAAGUCAUUGAAUCUAGCUGGGACGCCUUGCAAGCUGCCGUGUCCAAACCGCGCUGCACACUCGACGAUCUCAUUGAAGCGCACGCAAAAUACCUCGAGUCCAUUACGCAUAAAGGCCUGCUCGGCUCCGCAAAGACUAGUAGAAGCAAUAGCACCGAAUACGGGUUUCUCGCCCAAUUACACGAGAUUCUCAAAGUCAUGCUUGCCUACAAAGACGCCGUGGAUGGCUUAUAUUCCUUUUCAGUUGCCGAAUUUACUCGUCGGCAGGAAUUGAACGCUAAAAUUGAAACUCGUACGGCCCAGGGCAAAUGGGGAAUGACAGAGCAUGACGAUGACGAUCUCCUCUCGCCUGAUAUCGGACGCGGUCGUGGCUCGAGAGGCUCUGAAACCCCGUUUUCCCGAGUAGGUGGCUUUGCCGGCGCAGGUAGUGCUGGCGAGAAAGAAGACCAACUACUCCCAUCGCUUAGACAGCGCUUAAAACAGCUUUCUGCAGAAUUCCGAGCCAAUGUCAAUGUGCUUUUGGGAGAUUUGGCAUACCAGCCGGAUCUGGAUAUGCGAUUCUUAGGCGUUGUGAUGAAUUUCAAUGAUGUCUAUCAGCCUGUCAAGAGGAAGCGGCGUGAUCGAGAGAGAGAACCACGGGAACAUCGCGAGCACAGAGAACACAGAGAGCAAAGGGACAAGGUUAAAGAUAAACAGAAAGAUGCAGAUAGUAAGAGCAACGCCGGCGGCGACCGCGACCGUGACAGAUAUAGCGAUAGGGAAAGGGAAAAGGAAAAGCAAAGACAGGCCGAGAAGGAAAGGGAAAGGGAAAAGAGAAGAUUGAAUCGUGCAAAGUCUGUGACGAGUGAGACUUCAUCAAAGGUCUAA
This is a messenger RNA of Xylona heveae TC161, 2985 nucleotides long. RefSeq lists its product as hypothetical. Bases 1 to 2985 code for a protein of 994 amino acids. Gene Ontology annotation, biological process: cytoplasmic microtubule organization; mitotic cell cycle; meiotic cell cycle. The record is from RefSeq and is a predicted model, not a curated record. Gene Ontology annotation, cellular component: mitotic spindle pole body; equatorial microtubule organizing center; spindle pole. Gene Ontology annotation, molecular function: gamma-tubulin binding; microtubule minus-end binding. Lineage: Eukaryota; Fungi; Ascomycota; Xylonomycetes; Xylonales; Xylonaceae. The transcript has 4 exons.